This is a messenger RNA of Actinia tenebrosa (Australian red waratah sea anemone), 595 nucleotides long. RefSeq lists its product as uncharacterized. NCBI's taxonomy places the organism in Eukaryota, Metazoa, Cnidaria, Anthozoa, Actiniaria, Actiniidae. The record is from RefSeq and is a predicted model, not a curated record.
UUAAUUCAGUUCCUAUAAAACUAGACCAUGGGACAAGGACUGCMUCUUAUCUUACUAGUCCUGUAUCCAAGUCUCAUUCAACUUGUCUCAACUGAGCCUGACUGUCACAAUGGCUACUUCGAGUCACAUCCGGGAUACAAGCUACAGGGUCAUGUGAUAAAAAGGAUAUCGACGGAGAGUAUCUGGUCGUGCGUCUUAGAAUGCAGACGAUCUUUUAURUGUUUUUCGUUGAAUGUUCACAAGGAUAAAGACUCAAGAAUCCAGUGUGAGUUGAACAAGUCAACCAAACAGGCAAAUCCGACGGACUACGUUCGCGUGUCAUGGUCUGGACAAGAAUAUUUGAAUCUAAUACUGGAAAAAAAGGAUCAGUGGAUGAGCCGAUCACUUGAUUGCUUCGCGAACAGAGAAGCAUUACCCAAUGACUGGUAUCGUUACCAUUCCUCUGUAUACAAAUAUUUCAACGAGAAAUUGACCAAUCAACUCGCUCGUCAGCGGUGCCAUAAUCUUGACGCGGAUCUUGUCUCGCUGGAGAAUGAAAUGGAAAAAGAAUUCGUGAAGAAUCUUGCUUACGUAAAAUCAACGACAAACGAUUCAA